This is a messenger RNA of Mus caroli (Ryukyu mouse), 3072 nucleotides long. RefSeq names its product family with sequence similarity 219 member B (gene Fam219b). Lineage: Eukaryota; Metazoa; Chordata; Mammalia; Rodentia; Muridae. The record is from RefSeq and is a predicted model, not a curated record.
CGCCAUCUUUCUAAAGGAGUGUACGUCUUGUCAUUCGUUCUUCCCCGAGCCGGUCUGGCCACUGGCGGAGCGGGGCGGGGCGGGGCGGGACGGGUCAUGGCGACCGACGAGCUCCGCGGGCAUGCGGUGCGGAUGUCCACCCAGGGGUCUCAGCUUGGCGCGGCUCCCGACAGCGUGGCAGGAACUGCGGGGCUGCCCUCCGGACAGAGCGGCGGCGCGGCCCUCCGGCUCGGGGAACGCCCGCCCCCCGCCAUGGAGAAGCGGGGACCCUACUUGGUGACACGCGCACCUUCCAUUCAGGCUAAGCUGAAGAAGCACCGGGACCAUGCCAAGGCCGUUCUGCGGAGAAAGGGCAUGCUGGGUGCCUUGACGAACCGCCCCGAUUCUUCAGGGAAAAGGUCAGUGAAGUUUAACAAGGGCUACACUGCUCUUAGCCAGAGUCCAGAUGAAAACCUGGUGUCCCUUGACUCUGACAGUGAUGGGGAGCUGGAAUCCAGAUAUUCCUCCGGGUAUUCCUCUGCAGAGCAGGUGAACCAGGAUGUGAGCCGGCAGCUGCUGCAGGAUGGAUAUCACCUGGAUGAGAUUCCAGAUGAUGAGGACCUGGACCUCAUUCCUCCUAAGCCUAUUGCUUCUUCCGCGUGUUCUUGCUGCUGGUGCUGUCUUGGGGAUUCUUCCUGUACCCUCCAGUAGCCAUAGCCCUCCAGGAUGGGCUGAUGGCCCCGAUGGCCCUUCACAGUGAUACUCAGUGCACUGGGUAUCACCGCCAGCCUAGAACCGCUGGAGGCAUUGACCUCUGGUCAGGCCAGUGGCCUACAGGGAGCCCUCGCCUGGUGCUUCUCAUGUCAGAGGCCCCCGUCUGGGUCAUAGGUGAUAGGUGAAAGUCGGCAGGUUCCCAUUGGCAGUUUCAGGAAACCACUUUAAUAAGGGAGAGAGGAGAAACUUCCGGAGGUUCUUAUGCUGAUUGCUAAGAAAACCAUUUACAGAGGUUCUGACUUGUCCUGAGGAGGGCGAAGAAAGAACGAACUCUGCUUCACUCAGGCUGUGCUGGGGAGUAUGGUGAGAGGCAGAGAGCAGCACUUUAUGGCUUGCAGGAGGAAUCUCAAAGAAUACAACUGGGAAGCGCCAAGUGGGUUGUUCCUUAGGUUACAGCAAGGAAUCUAACUUAAUGAUGGAGUGGGACUGUGGCUUUCAGAACCUCUGAACUUGGGCCAUUCUGCUGGUCCUGCUGUCUGGAUGGGCUUAGUAACUCUGUUGGCCCUUCCCCCGUUAGAAGAGAACCGCUCUGUCGUAUAUGUUUAUUUAUCUGUAGUUCCUAGGCAUUGGAGAGUUUUUCCGAAUUUUUUUUUUGUUGUUGUUGUUUUGAGGUAAAAAUUGGAUUGGCAGAAACCUGCAGUUUUGUGAUUACCAGCAGAGGGAGCUGCUGGGAAGUUAGUGCCUUCCUAUGGUUAGCUGUGUAAGCUUUUGAGAAGUAUUGAUGGAUGAGAGCCAAUGUCCUGGUGUAGCUGUGUGACUCUGGCCUACAUGGAAAUGUUUAGACAGGAUGGGAAGGGGAGACUUAAGCCAGCUCCUGGACCCUACUUGAGUUGAUGAAUCUGCAGUGCAAGGGGGCCUUCCCUCUAACAAGGCACAUUCCUCUCCCCAGCACAGGGCUGGUAGAGCACUUGCCUAGCCUGUGCAAGGCUAGGGCUGGUGAUGCACAGAACAAAAAUGCCUCUGAGAGAACACAGCUAAACCCCAAGCCUGAGACUCAGUACUAAGCGUCUUCUUGGAAUUUAGUUUUCCCAGUCCCCUCCUCCUGGGUCCUCUUCUUUGGUUUUUUUUUUGUUUGUUUGUUUGUUUUUUGGUUUUGGUUUUGGUUUUUCAAGACAGGGUUUCUCUGUGUAGCCUCGGCUGUCCUGGAACUUACUCUGUAGACCAGGCUGGCCUUGAACUCAGAAAUCCACCUGCCCCUGCCUCCCAAGUGCUGGGAUUAAAGGCGUGCGCCACCACCGCCUGGCCUCUUUGUUUUAUCUUACCCAGGUGUGUGGUGAGGCUUGGGGUAGAUAGGGUUCCCAGUAUAAGGGGCGGCAAUAGUCAGAGUUAGGGGUUGGGCACUACAUGUGACUGUCCUGUUCAGUGAUUACUGGAGGCUUAGGAGGAAUGAUAUGCCUGCUACGUCCUUUCAUAGGUAGUAGCAAAAAAGGUAAGAUCAAAAGAUAAGGCUUUCCCUAUUACUUGGCCACAAACCUGUCCUCAUGAUUGUUGCCAGUGCCUAGCAGGGGGUUUUGUUGUUGCUCUCAGGCUGUGGAAGGCUGAAAAGAUGUCUAGGGGCUUUUUACUCGACUGCUUGGCAGCAUCACAGGAGGGAAGAUGGGACAGAAGCCAGAGGCACAUCUACUUGGUUCUUGGGUUGGGUCAUAGAUGCUGCCUGUGCUCUGCAGUGGGAGUCUGCAACUCUGUGCAAGGAUCUCACAUUCUGUAUGGCCUGCAGGGAAGGAAUACAGACCAUAUCCAGGCUUCUAGGACUCCGCAGAGGUGGAGUCCUCAUGUGCAAAGGGAAUAGAGAUAGGACAGAGUAGAGAAAGACGGUGGUAGGGCUCAGUGAGGCCACAAGUGCUUGUGGAACUUAAGUGUGGAGUUCUAUUUCUAUUUGGUUAAAACAGAGUAGCCUGGACAUUUGGCAGCUCCUGGGGGUGGGCAGUGCCCCUGAAACCACACUCUCUGGGGUAGUUGUUGCUGUAGUUAACAUUGAGGUGCUUGGCUAGAACUGUCCCCGGAAGGAAAGUUCUCGAGCUAGGUGGCCUCGUGUGGAAAAGCAUUACUUGUGGAAAAGCUCAGUAGUGCCCAGCUAGGAGGGGUAGAAGUGGGCAGCUGUUAGGGGUCAGACAAAAAUAACACCAAUAAAGGCACAGAGGUGCCCACACCCUAACUGCCUUAAUUCCGAGGGCUGGGUGUUCUGCGGGAGGCUGUCCUGGGAAGGAGGGCAUCUGAGCCUCCUCAGGAGUGCCUCCCCCACGUUUACACUGCUCCUCAGUCCUCUUUCUUGGCUUGCACUUUCACAGUCUGUUAUAAUAAAUUCAGUCCUGGUAGUGA